GUCUGUAUUGGUAUCAGUGACAAGCUGCCACCAACCACCCAUUUCAAGUUUUAGUUUUAGUGGUUUACUUGUACUGUACAUCGGUGAUUUUUAGUCUUUGGUUGUGAAAUUUUUAUCUCUUAUUUUUUAAGCCACAAAAAAAAAAAAAAAAAAAAAAUUACAAUAUUAAAAAAUUAAUAAUAAUAACAAUGUCUCAUCAAACAGGAAUAAAAGCUAAUGAUGCUCUGAAAAAAUUAUUUGCCAAGUGUCGUGAUGGAAAAAUACGUGUAUUAAAAGUAUCUAUAGAAAAUGAGGAAUUAACACCAUCGACGUCAUCAAAACCCGUUGGUAAAUGGCAAGAUGACUAUAAUAAAUUAGUAAAACCACUUAUUGCUGAGAAUCAACCAGCAUAUAUAUUAUUUAGACUGGAUACAAAAUCACCAGACUCUGGGUACGACUGGCUUUUUAUUUCAUGGUCACCUGACAAUGCGCCAGUACGUCAAAAAAUGUUGUACGCAUCAACAAAAGCCACCUUGAAACAAGAGUUUGGUACUGCAUCAAUAAAAGAUGAACUGCACGGUACAGUACUGGAAGAUGUUACUCUGGAAGGUUACAAUAGACAUAAAAAAAAUGACGCCGCACCAGCUCCAUUGACUUCCGCUGAAGAAGAAUUAGUUGAAUUAAAAAAAACAGCGAUACAUACUGACUACAAUGUUGAAACAAGACAUCAGACACUCAGUGGUGUCGCAUUUCCCGUUACCGAUGAAGCUAAACAAGCAAUAACUGAUAUGGGAAAGGGAAUACACGAAUACGUACAAUUAAAAAUUGAUUUAGAUGAAGAAAAAAUUCAUUUAGUUAUGACUGGUGAUGUUUCAUUAGACAAAUUGCCUACUAAGGUACCUGCUGAUUCUGCUAGAUAUCAUUUAUAUAAUUUUAAACAUACACACGAGGGUGAUUACACUGAAGCAAUAGUUUUUAUCUACAGUAUGCCGGGGUACAGUUGCAGCAUCAAAGAACGAAUGCUUUAUUCAUCAUGCAAGGCACCACUACUCGAUCUCAUUCAAUCAUUAGGUGUUACAAUCGCCAAAAAGCUAGAGAUAGAUGAUGCAAAGGAAUUAACCGAAGGAUUUUUACAAGAGGAACUGCAUCCAAAAGUCAAUUUACACCGGCCAAAAUUUGCUAAACCAAAAGGACCUCCUGGCAGAGGCGCUAAACGCAUUACCAAGGUCCAGGAUUUAGAUAAACAAGAAGACUAGUAACUUGAUUUUUUUUUGUCCGUGUGUUUUUUUUUUCUUUUAUUUAUUUUUCGUUUGUCUUAAUGUCAAACAGGGUGGUAGGGACUGCAGUCUUAUGACUAUAUGAGAUUAUAGUGCAUUUUAUUUUUUACUUAUAAAUUUAUUAUUUAUUUAAUCAAUUUGAAUAUUUACUAUUUUGACUAUAGUAUUAAAUUUAUAUUCAUUUACUGAGUAUUUAAUCAGGCCUAUUCUAAAAGCAGGAUUGUUUGCUAUUGCAAAUAUGAUUUUUUUUUUUUUUAAAUAAUUUAAAAAAUAUAUAAUUAUGUAAAUGUCAAUGUAUUAUUAUAUAAAAUAAGGUAGGUAAUGUUAUAUCUUAAAUUAAUUGACAAUUAGCUGAGUCGAAUCAUAAUUUCAUGGCCUACUUGUAGUUUUUAAAUAGUGUAGCAAUAAAUGAAAUCAAAUGCCGUUACAAGAGGAAAAAUUUUUUUUUUUGUAAAUUAUAAAUAAUUUUAUGGCUAAUUAGUAGAAAUAAAAAAGUAUACCAGUAUAGUUUUGUUGUCUCAUUUUUUUUAUUUUAAUAAUUAAAGUAAUCUAUCGAUAAAAAUUAACAAAUAACUAAUAUGUACAAAAAAACUGCAUUAGUUUUAUUAUUUAUUGUCUUCUUUUUGUGUUUCUGGAUUAGUUGCCAGUGGGUCUUCCAUAAUUUCAUGUUGCAGUUUAGCAUACUCUUUACUCACUUGUUCGUCCCUUUUCUUUUGUAUUGCUCUAGAAAAAAAAAAAUAUAUACAUGUAUUAAAUUAAUUGAUUUUAAAAAAUUUUUUUUUAUUAAAUUUUAGGCAGUGUUACAUGUCUACUCACAACAUCUCUACUCAAGGGAAAUGAUUAUGGCUCUACUCGUUUACUUCUUUACUCAGUCUCAACUUUACUCAAAUAUUUUUUUACUCAGAUUCGACUCUACUCAGUUAUAUCUUCACUCAUCUUCAACUGGUCUCAGCGAAAACUUUACUCAGCUACAACUCACAAAGAAUUGCUAUUUUAUUGAUGGGCUAAAAUACGGCAUCAUGACAAGUCGUUCCAAAACCUCUCUAUGCACAGACAACUCUAUAUCAUUUUCCGACUGACUACCACAUGGAAAGAACAAGAUGAUACUGGCUUCCAUCUCAGAUUAUACUCAUUUACAUAUGAGGUAAAAAAAAUUUCAGAUUACCAUCUGGGUACUCCCAGUAUAAUCUAGAUUUUACUGAGUUGCAUCUAGAUUAUACUCAGUUUCAUCCCAGAUGUUACUCAGUAACAUCUCAGAUUAUACUGGUUUUCAUCCUAGAUGGUAACCACAUACAUCUGGAUUAUACUCAGUACCAUCUCAGAUUAUACUCACUUAGUAUACAAAAUGCGCAUGCGCUACAAAAAAAAUGGCUGAGUUGUAACUGAGUUAAAUUUCAGAUAGUAUUGAGUAUAAUCUGAGAUAGUACUGGGUAUAAUCCAGAUGAUGUGGUUACCAUCUAGGAUGAAAAUCAGUAUACUGGAGCUACUGAGAGCGUUCCCUUCAGUUUGCAUGCAAUUCCCAUACCCCCACCAUUAAAUGAUGAGCAAGCUCUCAGUAGCCUCACUAUAUAAUCUGAGAUGUUGGCAGAUUGCCAUGUCUACUCAGAACCUAACUACCUCGUACAAACUUUAUUCAAAAAUCGUUAGCCCUAAUAGCUCAGCUCAAAAAUUUCUUGAUUCCAAGAUUUCUUUAUUCCAUUACAUCAUUAUUCCAAGAUAUCUCUACCCAAACUUUUGAGAAAAAGUAAACAACUCAGUAAGCAGGAAAAUGCUUUCUUUUUUUCAGAAAUUUGGGUAGAGUUAUCUUGGAAUAAUGAUGUAAUGGAGUAAAGAAAUCUUAGAAUCAAGAAAUUUUUGAGCUGAGCUAUUAGGGCUAACGAUUUUUGAAUAAAGUUGGUACGACGUAGUGAAGAUCUGAGUAGACAUGGCAAUAUGCCUCAUUUUUCUACCUUAAACAUGUCAUUCGAAAAUAAAACUGUCCUCGAACUGAUUAUUUCAAAACAUCUCUAUCCAGAACAACUCUCCCCAACCUCAAGAUUUACUCCGAAACUUCUAUUCAAUGACAAGAAUAUCCGAAAUACCAGUAUUCAUUAUCGAUUUAACUAGAAAAUCAUCGGUACCUGAGAAAACAUGUUAGUUAACAUGGAAAUUCACGUGUUUUUUCAGUUACCGAUGAUUUUUUUAGCUGAGUUGAUAAUGAAGGGUCAUUUUAGAUAGUCUUGGCAUUGAAUAGAAAAGUUUCAAAGUUGAGUUUGCGCUCGAGGAAAGUUAUUCUGGAUAGAGAUGUUUUCGAGUGAUCAGUUCAAGGAUAGUUUUAUUUUACGAUAGACAUGUUUUAGGUAGAGAAAUGCUACAGAGUUGUCUGUGCAAUGAGAAAUUUUUGAGCGAGUUGACAGAAUGCCUAAAAUACGUGAGUAGAAUUGUAGCUGAGUAAAGAAGUAAAUGAGUAAAGUUAUAAUUUCUCUUGAGUUGAGAUGUUUUUUUUUGGUUCCUUUUUGCCUAUCGUCCCGAUAGGGCCACGUGCCACGAGUUGACAGAAUGCCUAAAAUACGUGAGUAGAAUUGUAGCUGAGUAAAGAUAUAACUGAGUAUUGUUGAGGCUGAGUAAAGCAGUAAAUGUGUAAAGUUAUAAUUUCCCUUGAGUAGAGAUAUUGUGAGUAGACAUGUAAUACUGUCAAAUUGUAAAUCACGGAUGUUAUGACUAAAAAACAAUAAAAUUAUUAGCUGUGAAAACAUUCCUUAAUAUACGGCCGUGCUAAACACAGAAGUGGUAACUUACUGUAGUAUUUCUGUACAAGUUACCACUUCUGUGCUUAGCAUGGCAGUGUCUCAACGCUUCAUUCUUAACUUAAAUUUUUUGAAAGAUCCAAAUUCAUUAUUCAACAUGUCAAAGUAAAGUACAGUACAGUCUGGUUAUGAGCAACGUUUCUGUCUAUACUCCUGUUCGUCCUUGAGUGCGGAAAAUAAAAAAUGACAAUUCUUGUUAAUAAAUAAAAAAAUAUAAUUAUCAAUUAAAAUAGCAUACUCUUCACGGAGUUCAUAAAUUUUCUUCUGUGUUUCUUGUAAACUUUUCAUGGAUGUACCAGUUACCCAAAAAAUGCUAUCGAAAAAUAAUCCAGUUAAUGAACCAACAAAAGCACCAACUAAUGAACCAGCUAUAAAUCCUUUCAAACCCAUGUUCAUCUUGAAUGCUCCACCAGCAGUUAUACCAGCAAUUACGUAUUCUAUUAUACCAUUUUCACCUCUCCAAGCAGCUACUGCUGUACUUGUUGUU
This is a messenger RNA of Microplitis mediator, 4529 nucleotides long. It is a transcript of the gene twf, whose product is annotated as twinfilin. Bases 189 to 1235 code for a protein of 348 amino acids. Gene Ontology annotation, biological process: positive regulation of neuron projection development; barbed-end actin filament capping; actin filament depolymerization. Gene Ontology annotation, molecular function: actin monomer binding; actin filament binding. The transcript is spliced from 5 exons. Gene Ontology annotation, cellular component: myofibril; cytoplasm; actin filament. The record is from RefSeq and is a predicted model, not a curated record. NCBI's taxonomy places the organism in Eukaryota, Metazoa, Arthropoda, Insecta, Hymenoptera, Braconidae.